AUGGGCGUAAAUUGGAUGAUCGGGAAUCGUAGCAACCGCGAGAAAGUCGUUACUGAAAUCAAAGUCCGAAUUGUUAGAACUGUUUGCAAGAAGAACCCUGCUGUAAUCGCGUAUAUUCCCGACUUUGGUCCCCCAAUAAGGGAGGCUCUUGAGGCAAAUUGGACAGUCGAAUUCAGUUAUUGGGAUUCAGUGGAUCUGCUAUUUCGCGACGAAAGUAUCUCACCCUCCCCAGGAGUCUCUUAUGAACUGCUGAGUGAUCACUGGAUCAUUAAAAAGCGCCUAAAUGCAUACAAUAAGUUCGCGUAUAACCGACCAUCAAACGAUACUCAAGGGAUCCAAACCGCAGAAUCCUUGUUAUUGCAUUUUACUGAUUCGAGAAAAUUGAAUACGAUGGUUGGAGACACUGUCCUGAAGUAUGGAUUGAGCAACAGACCAGAAGAAAAAAUUUGGGACAGUGUUAACAUGGGCUCGCACUAG
Molecule: messenger RNA, 477 nt
Organism: Ambispora leptoticha
Lineage: Eukaryota; Fungi; Glomeromycota; Glomeromycetes; Archaeosporales; Ambisporaceae
Source: the annotation of a GenBank genome assembly